AAAAAUAUUACAAAUUCACAGCAUACACAGUAUCCUAGUAUCCUACCUUAUUCCCUGAUAUAACCAUAUGAAGUUUUAGUAGAACAUGGAUGACCCAAUUACAACUCAUGAGUUUGUAUUGCCUGUAACAAAAGUAAAAAAUGAUGCUGACAUGAAACUAUGGAUGAAAUCAUCUGCAUACAAUGAUUUUCUGGGGUUUUUGACAAUGUUAAACGCAGCAGUAAAGGGUAAACCUUCAAGUACACUAUGUCAAAUUUCCCCUAGGACUCAAGCCCUGCUGGAUCUAUUGGACACCCUAUCACAAUGGGUCGAUGAUUGCCCUGCAAUAGAGCAACCUCAAAGGUUUGGGAACAAAGCAUUUCGGACCUGGAUGGAAAAAUUACGAGAAAAUGCGACAAAACUUGUCCAGAAUAUUCUACCUGAAAAUUUACAGCGAGCAGCAGAAGAAGUAGCCGACUAUUUAAUCAAUAGCUUUGGAAAUCAAACUAGAAUUGAUUACGGGACUGGCCAUGAGGCAUCUUUUGCUGCGUUUUUGUGUAUUUUAUAUAAACUCCGUCUAUUUACCACUGAAGACCAAUUAUCUCUCGCCACAAAAGUUUUUGUAUCUUACCUCAAUUUGGCACGGAAACUGCAGAAAACGUAUAGAAUGGAACCAGCCGGAAGUCAGGGUGUUUGGGGUUUGGACGACUACCAGUUCAUUCCAUUUAUUUGGGGCUCGUCCCAGUUGUGUAUGAAUCCUGAUAUAACACCGAAGGAUUUUGUCGAGCCCAAAGUUGUAAACAAGCACCAUGAAGACUUCAUGUUUCUUGAAUGUAUAAAGUACAUAAAUGAGGUCAAAACGGGCCCGUUUGCUGAGCACUCGAACACUUUAUGGGGUAUCAGUGGUGUCCCACAUUGGAGCAAAGUAAAUUCGGGACUUAUAAAAAUGUACAAAGCUGAAAUGCUGCAUAAAUUUCCUGUAAUUCAACAUUUUCGUUUUGGUUCAAUUUUGUCAUUUACUGAGUAUAAAUAGGUAAUUAACACAAAAUGAAUACACACAAAAGCAGUUUGGGAUAUUAUGUUUCGCUUUUUUUUUUUUUUUAUAUAAUAAUAAACAAGUCCCCCAAAUUUUACCAUUGAACUGUGUUACAAGUACUUGCUUUAAACAUAGACGAAAACAGUAUACACCAAUGCAAAAAGAUGAUUUAUCUGUACUUUUUGUUCAAAUAUUACU
Molecule: messenger RNA, 1213 nt
Organism: Ciona intestinalis (vase tunicate)
Lineage: Eukaryota; Metazoa; Chordata; Ascidiacea; Phlebobranchia; Cionidae
Product: serine/threonine-protein phosphatase 2A activator-like
Biological process (GO): mitotic spindle organization
Cellular component (GO): protein phosphatase type 2A complex; cytoplasm; nucleus
Molecular function (GO): protein tyrosine phosphatase activator activity; peptidyl-prolyl cis-trans isomerase activity
Source: RefSeq, a predicted model, not a curated record